UGUAAAAAAAAAAAAAAGUAAAGUAAAAACCGUUUGGCGGAUUUUCCAAGAGGAACUUCGUGCUGGCUUGGUGCAGUUCUUAAAGCGGCCGCUAGAGGAAGCACAGCCGAGAGUCACUCGAAAGUCUUCUUGAUGGAGAACACAGCCGUUUACCACCUAAUCAUAACUCACGGGAAUGAGACGUUUCCUCUAGAAAUCAUAUCCUUCAAGAAAUGGUUGCAAACUGAGCCUGAACUUUUGCAAACCCUCCGGCAGUCACAGUUGGUCAUUUGAGGAAGUUUCACAUACGUUUCAGAAUGGCUGACGAAAACACUGAAACACAAGCGCCUAGCACACUCAACCAAGUUCAGGAUCAAGUCAAUGAUGUUAAAGUCAUCCUCACAGACAACAUCAACAAAGUCCUGGAGAGAGGAGAGCGGUUAGACGACCUGAUCGGCAUAACGGACGAUCUGCAGGCCACGGCUGACUCGUUUCAAAGGACGUCCACUCGUGUUGCCAGAAAGAUGUGGUGGAGAAACACCAAGAUGAUGAUUAUAAUUGGUGUGGUAGUGCUCGCCAUCAUCAUUUUAAUCAUCCUGUUAGCAACACAAGUCAUUCCCACCUAAGACAUCCAUUUCAAUCGUCUGUAUUCUCUAAGAAUUAAUGACAUUUUUUACUAUGAAUGUAACUGGAUACAUUUAUGUAUAGCUAAAUUACUAUUUUUGUUAUAUUGACAUUUCCUGUGAUAUUCUAUAUAAAUCUGGGGCAAAUAUGACCGGGGUGUGUAUAUAUGCAGGUAGCACUUUACAAUAAGGCUCCAUUAGUUCAUGUAUUAACUAACAUGCACAAACAAUGA
This is a messenger RNA of Sinocyclocheilus rhinocerous, 835 nucleotides long. Its product is annotated as vesicle-associated membrane protein 8-like. Gene Ontology annotation, biological process: vesicle-mediated transport. Gene Ontology annotation, cellular component: membrane. NCBI's taxonomy places the organism in Eukaryota, Metazoa, Chordata, Actinopteri, Cypriniformes, Cyprinidae. The transcript has 5 exons. The record is from RefSeq and is a predicted model, not a curated record. Bases 297 to 605 code for a protein of 102 amino acids.